AUGCUCAGUCCAGAUGGUUCUGCAUCUCCAUCACUAGCGGGGCUGGAAGGAAGGCAGUGGACUUGGGAAGCCGGGAGAGAGCCAAGGGGGCUUAACGGCUGCCGCCUGUGUGUUGCAGGGAAUGAGCAACCCUGGGAGAAGCCCUGUGCCCAGCUCCUGGUCUCUGUGGCCACUCCAGGUUGUGAUGGGUUCCCCAGCCUGGACUCCAAGGAGAGCUAUAAGCUUGUCGUCUCGGAGGACUCCUUGCUGCUGUCUGCAGAUGCUGUCUGGGGAGCUCUCAGAGGCCUGGAGACAUUCAGCCAGCUUGUUGGGAGAGAUGAGGAUGGCACGUACUACGUCAACAAGACAGAGAUUGUGGACUUCCCCCGCUUCCGUCACCGAGGCUUGUUGCUGGACACCUCUCGUCACUACCUGCCUCUGAAAGCCAUCCUGGAAACACUGGAUGUCAUGGCUUACAACAAGUUCAAUGUCUUCCACUGGCACAUUGUGGAUGACCCAUCUUUCCCGUACGAGAGCGUGACCUUCCCAGAGCUCAGCAAGAAGGGAGCCUUCAAUGCCAUCACCCACGUGUACACAGCUAGUGACGUGAAGACGGUGAUUGAGUAUGCCCGGCUCCGUGGCAUCAGAGUAAUCGCAGAAUUUGACACUCCUGGUCACACCCUUUCAUGGGGUCCAGGUGCUCCAGGCCUCCUGACUCCCUGCUAUUUGGGCAAGAAUCUUUCUGGGACCUAUGGGCCCAUCAACCCCAUCCUUAACAGCACGUACGAGUUUAUGACCAGUUUCUUUCAAGAGGUCAGCGCUGUGUUCCCAGACUUCUUUCUUCACCUCGGUGGUGACGAGGUGGACUUCACGUGCUGGAAGUCCAAUCCAAAAAUCCGUGCCUUCAUGCAGGAGAUGGGAUUUGGUGACGAUUUCACAAAACUAGAGUCGUUCUACGUCCAGCGGCUUUUGGACAUCAUCUCUUCCUUUGGCAAGGGUUACGUGGUGUGGCAGGAGGUGUUUGACAAUGGAGUGAAGGUGAGGCCAGACACAAUCGUCCACGUGUGGAAGGAGAACUCCACGCCGUACAUGCAGGAGAUGGCGCAAGUCACCAAGGCUGGCUACAGGGCUCUGCUCUCUGCUCCCUGGUACCUCAACCGCAUCUCCUAUGGGCAGGACUGGAUGCAGGCCUACCAGGUGGAGCCUUUGCAGUUUGAAGGCAGCCCCGAGCAGAAGGAUCGGGUGAUCGGUGGAGAGGCCUGCAUGUGGGGUGAAUAUGUGGAUGUCACUAACCUGACCCCCAGGCUCUGGCCGAGAGCUGGGGCUGUAGCCGAGAGACUUUGGAGUAACGAGACAGUGAGGAACCUGCAAGAUGCGUACGUGCGGCUGGCCAACUUCCGCUGCGAGCUCCUCAGGCGUGGUGUCCAGGCUCAGCCGCUCUUCGUAGGAUACUGUGAUCAUGAAUUCAGUGGAUUUUGAGUGGAGAGUCCUGCUGCCCUCACCCUCUAUGCACACAGGAGGAAUGAUCUCUCUCCCUCUCUCUCCCUCUCUCUGUCCCUCCUGCAAAAGCUGCUGGCAUGUUAAAGGGACUUCCCUACUUUUGCUCUUGUCUUGUUGCAAUGAGCAAUUUUUUAUUUGAUUGUGCACUCUUUGCCUUUUCCUCUAUUCUUAUUUGUUCUUUUAAAUCUAUAAGGAAAUGACCUCAAAGAGAAAAGGUGCCUUUCCAUGCUCUGUUGGGGCUUGGCAGAGUGUGCAAGGAUUUUUGCUGUCAAUCAGCUUGCUGUCGGAGAUGCGCCUCGUCCCUGUGGCUCUGCAGCUGAACGUGUGCAUCUCGGGGACUGCAGCCCCACAGUGCCAAACUCCCGAGUCGCUUUUUCAGGUGCAUUUUCCCCUCCCUCCAAACAGAACUGCAGACUCUGCCUCGCGUAUGUGCUGAGUACGCUACUGCCAGUAUAGUAGGCAUCUGCUCCUCCUUCUGGCCCAGGCCUUGGGUCAGGGCCUGGGGUUAGGACCUGGCCUGCCAUACCAGCUACUGGUGCUGCUGUAGGCAGCCAGGCUGCCUGGCUUGCGAGAUGUCUGCUCCGCUGGAUAAAUUGUGUUUAGUCUCUGCCAAUAUCACAGGCUUCAUCCCUGCUGAGGGAAAGGGAGUCUCUAGUCACGCAGUAGCAUGGGGGCGGGGGGAAGGCUAGUCUUGCAGGCCAAGGUUAGCUGUGGACUCGCCUGGGUUUUUGCCUUGACCCUGACUGUUCCCAGCUGACAAAGCACUACCUAUGCUGGGAUGUCACUGGGCAAGAGCAACCGACCUUGGAUUUCCUUCUGUAGGAGGCCUUGCCCUCCAUACACCAAUGGUCAGUGUUACCUGUUGGUUUCUGUCCUUGUCUCUGUUCUCCUUGUGCUCCCCCAACUGUUCUGCCUGUCUGCAGGCAGGAGGCUUGUCUUCAAGGCACCAUCUCUGCUGCCCUAAACCCUGUCUGCUGCCACCUCCUUCUCUGGCUUCUUUUGAGAAGAGGAGACUCUGAAGCCCCUUGGAGGAAACCUCCCAAACCCACUGUGCUGCAAGCAGGGAAGCUGGAUUCAAGGAUGUUAUCGAGUCACCGUUCAGCCCCUCCAUCAGCUGUCUCCCCCUGCUCAGGACUCAGCCAACUUACCCAUCCUUGCGCUGCUGCCCUGUCCUCAGGUGGGCUCCACGGCAGUUCUCCUGUGUCCAAGUGGUUUGGUUUGGAGGGUAGGUUCCUUGGAGAAGAGACUGGUGUUGCUGCAUUGCUGGUCAGAGGAGCUGGGGCAGUCUCAGUUCUUGUCCUAUGAUGGUUGGGGUUGCCCUGCUGGAAACUCAGUUCAGCCCCGGGGCGGGGAUUUCUCAGGGAGAGAUCCUGCACAACAGGAAUGUUGUGUGCGUAUCUGGGUGUUGAAUGAGAGUGAGAUCUGCUGUUAGCCCUCUGUUAUGGCUGGAAACUUUAUUAUUGUUAAUUUUGAAAUAAAAAUGUUACACUAUU
This is a messenger RNA of Struthio camelus australis, 2972 nucleotides long. The record is from RefSeq and is a predicted model, not a curated record. Lineage: Eukaryota; Metazoa; Chordata; Aves; Struthioniformes; Struthionidae.